CAAACACCAACCGCAAGACACCUCAAAGAGUCUCAAAGAGUUUGCUUUGAUAGCGUCUUGCCGUUGAGCUUCCUUCAUACCUCUAUACAGUUAGCAACUGGCUUUAUACCUGCCGUCGCCUCCCCUUACCUACCACCAUCAACCUAUGCAACCAAGGAUAGGUUCCAAGCGUUCCAACUUCAACAUACCAUCUUAUUCUGUUGAUUGAACAAUGAAUUCCAUCAACAUGGAGAGGAUGUCGCCUCGCUCGCCUGAAUUUCUCACAACCUUUGUCACUGACAAGGGUAGUGGCAGAAGAGUCGUCCUUGAGAGCCAGUCGAGGUAUCGAGUCCAAAGUGCAGCCAUUGAUGAUACAAGAUCAUAUAGGCACCACCGAGACUCUUACUCGGGCUCAUCGGCGAAACGCCUUCGCUAUUCUGGAGCGGAUGAAGCUGUUGAUCAGCCUUCGUCGCAUCGCUCGUCACGUGAGCUCGACUCCCUUUUCAUUGAAGCAUCAGUAUCAUCAAGAGGAGCACGAAGUCAUGGUUCCACUAUAGAACCAAGAAGGAAUCAUCUCCCAUCCCCUCCCCCAGAUGAAUCUCGACGUUACCGUCGUGGUCAAGUUGAGGUCUUCCCAGGUGCUGCCAGAGCACGAAGAAGUCGUGACCUCCAAGGCUUUGGCGCCUGGAGUGAUCACGUCGCAUUACCUCAUCAGCAGCAACUCCUCACUGAGAGUGCUUACAACGACGAAGAAAUCUUCCAGAGCAGGAGAGUCAGCAGAUCCAGUAUACCCGACACACCACGGGACUGGCUGCUGCCGACUCCUGAACUCUCUCCCAUGCCCACGCACUACACGUUUUGCCCGUGCUGCGUGGACGAGGACAGCCGUAUAAACGACACAUGGCAUAUGGCCGGCAAAGAGAAGAUGCAUACUCAAAUGGAAAAUGCAAUGGCAUACAUUGAGCAGAUGAAAUUUCACAAGUAAACAUGUUAGCAAUAGAGCGGAAAAUUGUGGGCAAAGGGCCAUCUGUGACAAUAAGGGCAACGGCGCAUGGCGUUUUCCGUUGAAUGAAGUGAUUGGAUUGGGAUCAUUGGCAAGGGUUUUUGCAUUUCGCAAUCAGCGCGCUGUAACCACUUUCAGUGAUAGUAAUGAACAAACGCAGCUC
Molecule: messenger RNA, 1145 nt
Organism: Trichoderma atroviride IMI 206040
Lineage: Eukaryota; Fungi; Ascomycota; Sordariomycetes; Hypocreales; Hypocreaceae
Source: RefSeq, a predicted model, not a curated record